This is a messenger RNA of Phlebotomus argentipes, 2405 nucleotides long. RefSeq names its product U3 small nucleolar RNA-associated protein 14 homolog A. The transcript is spliced from 2 exons. The record is from RefSeq and is a predicted model, not a curated record. Gene Ontology annotation, biological process: rRNA processing. The coding region runs from base 159 to 2378 and encodes 739 amino acids. Lineage: Eukaryota; Metazoa; Arthropoda; Insecta; Diptera; Psychodidae. Gene Ontology annotation, cellular component: nucleolus; small-subunit processome.
UGAGUAUUUCCUUCGUUCAGUUGCUGUGUUUUGUUUGGGAUCGCAUGCCUUUGGGGUAAAUCUUGAUUUUCCUUCGAAUAACAGCGCAAAAUAUAUAAAUUCGCAAAUUAAGGGAGAAAUUGAGGAAAAAUAAGAAUCUAACCUCAAUUGGCAGCGCGAUGAAGAUGAAAAAAGAGGAGACAGUCGAUGAGGAUGCUCUGGAGAGCUUCAGAAGUCUCCUGACGGCUGAGAAAAGGACGGCCGACGCUGACCAGUCAGACGAUGAAAUCAAUCCACGAGCUCACCGACAGCUCUUGUCGGCUAUUGAGAGAAUUGAUCGGACGCAACAUAUUAAAGCUCCCACGAGGACAGAAGUGUCUGGGAAGGAGUCAGAGUUUCAUGUGGUCAAGUCGAAGGGUGUCGUGGAUCGUAAUGAGAAAUUGACAUUCCACCAAUUGAAGAAUGUGCCUAGGAAAACGAGUGAGAACGUGGCGAGGGACUUGAAAAAGCUCAGUCGAUCGAAGAAGCGAUUGGCCAAGCCUCUGGAGAAGCCUGUGGCGGAGCGGAUUGCUCGAGGGAUUGCUUAUGAGAAGGCACGCGUUCAGUUGGAUCGCUGGGAAGCGGUGGUGCAGAAGAAUCGCUUCGACGAUUGCCUGGUUUUCCCUCAAAAGAGCGCCGAUGAGGUUACAAUUCACGAUGCUUCCCAGGAGAAGACGUCCUCAUAUCGAAUCAAGUCUGAUCUGAUGCUAGAGCUGGAGGCCUUGGAGGCCAGAAGACCAGGAAAGGUGGCUGAAGUGGUGAAACUAGUUGAAGAACAGAAUCUGUCGAAGAAAGAACUCGUGGCGCAGCAGAAGGAAAUGGCCAGAUUGCGUCGGAAGGAGUCUUAUGAGAUUGAGAAGGCACGCAGGCAGAAUAAGAUCAAGAGCAAGAAGUAUCACAAGGUUCUGAAGAAGGACAGAAUCAAGAAGCAGUUGGCGGAGUUCGAAAAGCUGCAGAAAAGUGAUCCUGAAGAGGCGCUGAGACGCUUAGAAUUGAUUGAGAGGAAUCGCGUGGCUGAGAGAUCUCAUCUCAGGCACAGGAACACGGGAGCCUGGGCGAAGAGUCUCCAGGUUCGUGCGAAAUACGACAAGGAUGCGAGGAAGGAUUUGUCAGAACAGCUGGCAAUUGGGCGCGAGUUAAAGCAACAGAAGCAAUUUGAGGAGUCCGAGGACACUGACCAGGAGACUUCGGAGAAGGAGGUGGAGAAAGAUGAGGAUUACGAUCCAUUCGAUCCAUGGAAGGCCAAGAAGGAGACUUCUGAGGAGGAUUCUGUGAAUUACAGAAAAUACUGGACAGUGAGGAAUGAUAAUGAGCAGAAGAGGAAGGAAUUUGAAGCUAUGGAAGUGACUGACAAAGGACUCUCGUGGACUGUGGAGGAUAUACAGGAAGGUGAAGUACAGCUGAGUACAGUAUGUCUUCCUCCGGAGAGGAAGAAGUCCGGCCGGAAGCUUGCAAAGUUCAAGAAGAGGUCCAUUGAUGAGAUGUUUGAUUCUGCUGAGCAGAAAAUGACACAGAAAGUGGCGAAGAAACUGAAGAAUCUUCAGAAGAAAACCGUGAAAUCCAAUCGAACGGUGAAGAAGAGUGCCAAGAAUAGAGAUCAUUUGAAUUUGGGGCUCAAGAAAACAGCUCAGCGUCCGGAAAUUGAUGAGGCUCUCAGUGAAUCAACGAGAAAAGAAACUGAAGACACUGAAAUUUUUGCGAAUCUUAGCAAGAUCAUCUCUUCGAGUGCUGAAAAGGACAAGGAAAUCGAACCUGACAACUUCGCAACGGUGAAGCCUAAGAUUCUGCGAACUGCCCUGCCGGAUGGUGUUUUUCAUGGGGAGGAGGAAGAUGAGAUUGGCAAUGGGAAGCUUUCUCUUAUGGAAGCAAUUGAAGAUGAAGACAUUUUCACGGAUUUCUCACGUGAGAAAAGCGACCAGAUUGCCACUGAUCAGCCACAGGAUAUCGACAUGACGCUGCCGGGUUGGGGCUCAUGGACUGGUCAGGGUGUGAAGAAGCCGCAGAAGCGGAUGAUGCUGAAAUUCCCGAAGAAUCUUCCCAGGAAGGAUUCAAAGAAGGAUUCCGUGAUCAUCAAUGAGAUUGUGAGCGACAGGACGAAGCAGCAUCUGGUCAGGGACUUGCCGUUCCCCUUCACCAGUGUCAAGGACUUCGAGGCGUCCAUCCGGGCGCCGGUGGGUAGGACUUUUGUGCCGGAAACUGCUCAUCGUGUGCUGACGAAGCCGAGCGUUGUGACGAAGAUGGGCACAAUAAUUGAGCCAAUGGACGAGAAAUUCCUCAUGGAGGGUCAGAAGCCGCAGAGGGUGAAGAGCAAGACGGACAGGAGGAUUGAGAAGAUUCCAGAAAUGCCGAAGAUUGAGUAAAGUAAAAUUUUAUUGUUGCAAUAAAAG